Acanthopagrus latus (yellowfin seabream) is the source of this 3133-nucleotide messenger RNA. Its product is annotated as vertebrate ancient opsin-like. Gene Ontology annotation, molecular function: G protein-coupled receptor activity. NCBI's taxonomy places the organism in Eukaryota, Metazoa, Chordata, Actinopteri, Spariformes, Sparidae. Gene Ontology annotation, biological process: G protein-coupled receptor signaling pathway; visual perception. Bases 77 to 1297 code for a protein of 406 amino acids. The transcript is spliced from 4 exons. Gene Ontology annotation, cellular component: membrane; photoreceptor outer segment. The record is from RefSeq and is a predicted model, not a curated record.
AAUGCCAAGGACACAUUAGCCGCCGUUCGGAGCGCCGUGGCCGCCCAGUGUGCCGCCGCCGUGACACCGGACUGCGAUGAUCGUGUCCAACGUGAGCCUGGGCGGCUGCGCAGGGUUCAACAGCGCGCUGUGCGCCGGACCCGCGGAGGGGCACCUGGGGGGAGGCUCACACCGGACCACCCUCACCCCGACGGGGAACCUGGUGGUGGCCGUGUGCCUGGGCUUCAUCGGCACUUUCGGACUUCUGAACAACCUGCUGGUGCUCGUGCUCUUCUGCCGCUACAAGAUGCUGCGCUCGCCUAUCAACCUGCUCCUGAUUAACAUUUCCAUCAGCGACCUGCUGGUGUGCGUACUGGGGACUCCGUUCAGCUUCGCGGCCAGCACGCAGGGACGCUGGCUCAUAGGAGAAGUGGGCUGCGUGUGGUACGGCUUCGCCAACUCCCUGUUCGGCAUCGUGUCCCUGAUCUCCCUGGCUGUGCUCUCCUACGAGCGCUACAGCACCAUGAUGACCCCCACCGAGGCAGACUCCUCCAACUACUGUAAAGCUCUGCUGGGCAUCACCCUGUCUUGGGUCUACUCCCUCAUCUGGACCAUGCCUCCACUCUUUGGCUGGAGCAGCUACGGCCCCGAGGGUCCCGGAACCACCUGCUCCGUCGACUGGAAGGCCAAGACAGCGAAUAACAUCUCUUACAUCAUCUGCCUGUUUGUCUUCUGCCUCAUCUUGCCGUUCCUGGUGAUCGUGUUCUGCUAUGGGAAGCUGCUGUGCGCCAUCAGACAGGUCAGCGGGAUCAAUGCAUCGAUGAGCAGGAAACGUGAGCAGCGGGUGCUGUUCAUGGUGGUGGUGAUGGUGAUCUGCUACCUGUUGUGCUGGCUGCCGUACGGCAUCAUGGCCCUGCUGGCAACCUUCGGUCCACCGGGCCUGGUCACGCCCGAGGCCAGCAUCAUCCCCUCAGUCCUGGCCAAAACGAGCACGGUCAUCAACCCGGUCAUCUACGUCUUCAUGAAUAAACAGUUUUACAGAUGUUUCCAGGCCCUGCUGCGAUGUGAUACUCCCCGACGAGGCUCCAGCUUGAAGAGCUCCUCCAAGGUCCCCACCAAGGCCAUGAGAGGCAUAGCUGUCACCGGUCCCCGUCGCACCAAUGACUUCCUAUUUAUGGUGGCCUCCCUGGGUCAGCCGGCUGCCACCAUGCCCCAGCUGGGCCCCUCCUUUGAAGUCAGCAAUGAUGUCACCAAAGCUCCCUCCUCAGACGCCAACCUGCCGGUCGUAGUAUCACUGGUGGCCCACUUUGAUGGUUGAUGAUUGGCUUUUGACCACGAAGAGUCCCAAAGACCCCAGCCAGGAAAUCAUUAAUAAUGAGAGGGGCGGUUUAACUGAGGCUUGGAGAGCAGCAGCAUGCCAGUCCAGGUGGAUUUAAUGCAGCUGUUGCAUCAGCUCUGCCCCGGCCAGUAGAAAUGACGGACCAGUAACAAAGGCAAAAAAAAAUCUCGGACUGCCUCUGGACAACAGGAGCAGAAAUCAGAGGCGGAAAAGGCUGCAGAAGCUGGCAGUCUGCGUUUCUCUGCAGAGAAAAUAACUUGCUGGGGAUGAGCAUCUGAAGAAUGUUCUUAUCACAGCUUUUGGAGAAAGCACAGUUAGACUGUUUUGAAGAGGAAAUUUAGGGAUAAUUUAUUUUGCGCAAUAUCUAAUGUUUGGCAUUCACUCUCAUAAAAUGCCACAACAGAAAUGUGUUCAGAGAGCAGGAAGAGCGAUAACAUGUACCUUUGUACUGAUGGCUGUGUUUACAAAAAAAUAACAUUUUUAUUACUGUAAAUUACUAUUGUUUAUUACUCCCAAGCAUUUUAAAGUCUUUUGCAGGAGUAGACACGAUUACAAAGACAAAAUAGCCUAGACUAUGAAUAGUAUGAGAAUGUACUGGGAAUGACUUUAAAGUUUUUUAGCUGUUAUUCCCUGCUAGUCAUUUUCAUUUACUUCAACACUUGUCACUUUGAAAUGCAUAUGUGGUUUUCCAUUAAGUGGUUUAAUAAUUAUCUGUUAGAAUUUUAGCAUUGCUAGGAAGCUAGCGGCAUUAAUGUGUUUUCCAGGUACCGUGACUUUGAUAUCAAACAUAUAGGUGCAUGUUGGAGAGUUACUGUGUAGUCCCUUCAAUAAGGUCCGUGCAUGUGCACUGUUGCAAAUAUGCAAUGCAUAAUAUGCAAAUGAAGCCAGAGAAAUACAGUAUCUGCUAAUGAUCAGUGUACAUGACUGACUUGGUAUUGUACGAAAUUCUGAAAAUGAAUGCUUCUAUGGUAUUUGAAUUGGACAUUUUCACAUUCAUACACCUGUUAAAUCCUUUUUUCUUUUUUUUUUUUUUUGAAAAAAGCUUGGUCAAGUUCAAGUGCAAAGUCCUGUGUGUGUGGAUAGAAGGAUAGAAGACAUAUUUAACGGAAAAGAGCAAUCUUCAAACAAUCUGAUGAAAGUAUUAGCAGUCCAGUGCCUUAUUCAUUGGCACACAGUCAGCAGUGCAUGUGCAAAGACAUCAGCCUCUGCUCAUAAUUUCUGUAAAAGUCAAACUAUUUGCACGAGCGACAUUGCCGGAGGAAAUCCUAACAACAAACACAAGUUAUUUUCCAGUGUUUCUCCAGAACACAACAACGUGCUCGACUUGAGGCAACGAGUAUCUUUCAGAUGGGAUAAGUUUGUUCUGUAUAUAUUGUUUGCCAUGUGCUUGUCUGCAUCUUAUUCAAUUUUUUGAUAGCUGACUUGACACCUUUUCCUUCUUGCAGUACAGAGAUAAAUGUGCAGUUUCUGAAAGCAGUGCAUCAUUGCUGUGUUGUCCGUGAAUGUCUAAGCUGUAAGUUGUGUGGUACUUUUACGCCACUGCACACGAUUACAGUGUGUGCAGUUGUUUUGGUAAUUCACUUUUAGCGCACUGUUUUCUAUGUGCUCUCCAGAUCUUGUAUAAAUUAAUGUACAUGAGUUGAUACCAAAGCUAAAGAAAUGUUGAUAUUUUUUGAGGGGUGUUGAAUAAAGUUGUUUUUUUUUUAAGAUAUGGUAAAUCAAUGUGCAAUGUUGUUUUUUUUUUUUUUUAGUUUUUUUAGUUGUUUUUCUUUUUAGUUAGGACCCGUUUGAAAUGUGAGGUGGUCCAAAUCAAGG